Octopus sinensis (East Asian common octopus) is the source of this 597-nucleotide messenger RNA. RefSeq names its product 60S ribosomal protein L28. Gene Ontology annotation, cellular component: ribosome; cytosolic large ribosomal subunit. The transcript has 6 exons. Gene Ontology annotation, molecular function: structural constituent of ribosome. The coding region runs from base 16 to 552 and encodes 178 amino acids. Gene Ontology annotation, biological process: translation. Lineage: Eukaryota; Metazoa; Mollusca; Cephalopoda; Octopoda; Octopodidae. The record is from RefSeq and is a predicted model, not a curated record.
AAAUACGGAAAAGACAUGCUUCCAAUUCACUUGAAUGAACACUAUAACUUCCGUUAUCAUUUAUUUCACAUCCGGUUUUGUGUGCACGGCGCUUCUGGUUCCUUUUCAUACAAGUCUUUCAUUGGAACGUUUGCUAAACAAUCCAAUAUGUCGGCUGACUUACUAUGGAUGAUUGUCAGGAAUAAUAAUUCUUUCCUUGUCAAACGAAAUGGUCUCUGGCUUAGCAAAGAGCCAAACAACUUGAAAGGACGUCAUUGUUUCCGUUACAGUGGCCUUGUCCACAAAAAAACCAUUGGGGUUGAGCCAUGCAAAGAUGGCAAAGGAGUUGUAUACGUUACACGACGGUCUAGAAAGAGGAAUCGUCCUUCAAAAGCUUAUACCAGGAUAGAGUUGAAAAAAGAUCCCAGAAGAACAUUGACAUCUAUCAGGAAAAUGGUCAAAAAGAACAGAUAUCGAGUAGACCUAAAAAUGGCUGCAAUGAGAAAAGCCAGUGCCCUUAUUCGCAGUCAACGUCCCGUUGUGAAAAAGGCUGGGCGUAAGAAGAAGGAAUAGUUAUGUACCAAGUGAACAUUAAAAUAAAUUUUGAUUCAAUGAAAA